Messenger RNA from Plasmodium knowlesi strain H, 1240 nucleotides. RefSeq names its product SICAvar, type I (fragment). The transcript has 2 exons. Lineage: Eukaryota; Apicomplexa; Aconoidasida; Haemosporida; Plasmodiidae. The record is from RefSeq and is a predicted model, not a curated record. The annotation marks the transcript as partial.
AACACAUUCUGGGGGGAGCAUAUUAAGAACGAAUUGGGCAAUCUCUUUAAUCGGGGGGCCACUAGUAGCAGCACCCAACAUACUAAUUGCGACAACGACAGUUCUUUAGAUAAUGCAAAUAAAGAAGCUUGCAAACUGUUUACUGCUAAAUUAGAAUUUAUGUACAAAAAAUCAAAUGGUGCCACUAAGGGACUGUCUGAUCAAAUGAUAAAUUGUCUUUUGUUAAAGGAAUAUGCUAAAAAAUUAAAUGAACAAGCAAAAGAAAAAGGGUACUGUAGCAUGGAGGAUGGAAUGAAGAAAGCUUUCAAGUCAUGGAAACCAACUACUGAUGGUAAAUGCACGAACGGUAGUGGUCCGUGCAUUGAAUGUAAAUGGGAUGAUGAGGACUAUGACCACUGCAAAAUUGACACCAGUAGCACCAGCAAUGACAGUGUAGAGAACAAAGUGAAGGAAUUGUUCAACGACAGGGACCAAACGAAGGACCCCCAAAUACAACAAACCUUGGCUACCUUCAAUAAAGAAAAUACCUUAUGCAAACGUAUAGAAUGUGCAGCCAAGUCGUAUGAGAACAACGGGGGACAGGGGAGUGGAAAGGGCACAUUCUGGAAUGAGCAUGUGCAGAACUUGUGGAAUGAAUUGGCAGGGAAAAUGAAGGAUAAUGGGGGGAAAGGGAACGGGGAUUGUGAAGAAGUGAAGGAUGGAACUGAUAAUAGAACAGCAACUCCUUCUGAAAAGACGGCAUGCAAUUAUUUGCAUGCCGCCUUAAAGCAUCUGUAUACGACGCUGCCGUCGUCGUCGACAGACGGCAUCUGGAAGAACAACCCGUCGUUGAGACAAGCGAUGGGUUGUUUCUUACUUCAUUUAUAUGCAAAACACAUGAAAGAAAAAGCAAUUUGUAAUAUUGAAAAAGGGAUAAGCAGAGCUUUCGAACUGGGAGAUAAACUCAGUAAUGGUAGUACUAAUGGUAAUUGCAGUGGUGCCAAGGGACCUUGUGUCCCUUGCAAAUGGGAUGAAAACAUCCUUAGCACUUGCGAAAUUAAAGCAAAUGGAAGCUCUGACCCAGAUGAGAAGGUUGAGAAGAAAUGGGACGGCAUCGUCACGAAGGACGAUGCCGCUGUGACGGCAGCGGCGAAAGAAAUGAAUGAAGUGAAAGACUUAUGUAAACGCUUCCAAUGUAUAUCUGAAAGAUGGUUAAAAGACGUCAAAAAGAAGGGGCAGAAUGGCGACCCCCUGAAAGCAA